Ipomoea triloba (trilobed morning glory) is the source of this 1295-nucleotide messenger RNA. RefSeq names its product diacylglycerol O-acyltransferase 2-like. Gene Ontology annotation, cellular component: endoplasmic reticulum membrane. The record is from RefSeq and is a predicted model, not a curated record. Gene Ontology annotation, biological process: triglyceride biosynthetic process. The transcript has 9 exons. Lineage: Eukaryota; Viridiplantae; Streptophyta; Magnoliopsida; Solanales; Convolvulaceae. Gene Ontology annotation, molecular function: diacylglycerol O-acyltransferase activity. Bases 137 to 1153 code for a protein of 338 amino acids.
UUCCUACUAUUUUAUACGAAAUUGAUUAAUUCGUACACAUUCCUAGUCAAUUAGUUCCAUCAACGGUUUUCUUCCUAGCUUAUCCAGGCCGAGUGCGUCUGCCGUGAGCCGGAGAAGUAGAUUAAGUUAUAUAUUUAUGUAUAUGGAGGAGAGAGGCGCAAAUGAGCAGCAGCAACGGUUGCCGACGGCGAACGAGGCUGCGCGGCAUCCGGCUCCGGCGGAAUUCACGGGAACAUGCACCGGCAACUUGCUUCAGACGGCGUUGGUUAUGUUGGCGUGGCUUGGCGUUCCUCACGCUAUCGUUGUCAUCGUCUUUGCUUCAUUCAUCUUCCUUUCCUUCAUCAACGCCAUGAUGGUAAUUGGAUUGUUGUUCCUAUUGAUUUUCAUUCCGAUUGAUCAAAACAGUAAAUGGGGCAUUAGAAUAGCCAGGUGUAUUUGUAUGCAAGCUUCCGGUUACUUCCCAAUGCAUUUGUACGUGGAGGACAUCGGAGCCUUUGAUCCUAAUCGCGCAUAUAUUUUUGGCUACGAACCACAUUCAAUUUGGCCAGUUGGAAUGGUUAUGCUUUGUGCCCUUACUGGUUUCAUGCCUCUACCCAAAAUCAAAGGUCUCUGUAGCAGUGCUGUGUUUAAUACAACAGUGAUGAGGCAUAUAUGGACUUGGUUGGGAAUGUCAGCUGCAACAAAGCAAAACUUCAAGUCCCUGCUGUCAUCUGGGCAUAGCUGCAUCAUUGUGCCUGGUGGAACUCAGGAAACAUUUUAUAUGGAGCAUGAUUGUGAGACUCUGUUCCUGAAAUCAAGAAAAGGAUUUGUACGGAUUUCUAUGGAGAUGGGCACUCCUCUGGUUCCAGUUUUCUGCUUUGGCCAGUCCAAUGUGUACAAGUGGUGGAAACCAAGCGGCAAACUUUACUUGAAAUUUUCUCGAGCUAUUAAGUUCACGCCAACUCUCUUCUGGGGUUACAUGGGGUCUUUUAUACCGUUUCAACAUCCAAUUCAUGUUGUGGUUGGUAGACCAAUAGAAGUAGAGAAGAACACACAACCCACUGCACAAGAGCUUGAAGCACUACACAGUCGGUUUAUAGAAGCCCUGCAACAACUCUUUGAAAAGCACAAAAUGAGGCUUGGUUAUACUCAUCUCAACUUGAAAAUUCUUUAAGGCAUCCCUUAUCAGCCCCUAGUUUGUCAGAUUUCAACAACUUUAAUUUCUUUGCAAUUCCUUAUGAUGCUAGUUAAAUAGAAUCACAUACUAUUAGAAAUUUAGAAUAUCAAUUCUCUUCUGGAUUUGAGUUAGUUAAAUA